CUAGUCAGUCUGGAUGAGCCAGCCUUGGAAAUUGGGGACCAAGCUCUGCUUAGACAAGAGCAAGCGAAGAUCAUUCGGUUUGAGAGGCAAGCAGAAGAGUUUCUCCAUGCAGUCUUCUAUCGAAAAGAUAGUCCUAGGGUCUCAGACCCCAACAUUCCCCUAGUGGCUCGCGAGAUCAUGCAGCGGAUGAUCCGACAGUUUGCUGCUGAAUAUACCUCAAAAACUAGCUCUACUCAGGACUCCAGCUUGCCCAAUAGCACAAAGAACCAAAGCCUGCUGAAAGCAUCUCUGGUCGCCUCAUCCCCUGUGGGUGCAACGGCUCAGAACCCUGUGCUCAGCAAACUUCUCAUGGCUGACCAGGACUCGCCCUUGGACCUCACUGUCAGAAAGUCUCAGUUGGACUCUGAACAAGACGGAGUGCUUGAUCUGUCUACUAAGAAAAGCCCUUGUGCAGGAAGCGCCUCCUUGAGCCAUUCACCUGGCUGCUCCACUACUCCUGGGAAUGGGCGUCCUGGGAGACCCAGCCAGCACCAUGCAGAGGGACUUCGGAGUGGUGAUGGGGUACCCCCGAGAAGCUGGCAGGAUGGAACCAGGGAAGGGUCUGGCCACUCCACAUCUCUCAAAGUUCCAUUGGCUCGAUCACUGCAGAUAAGCGAAGAACUGCUGAGCAGAAACCAGCAUGCUACAGCUGCCAGCCACGGGCCGUCUGGGCUGCAGAAUCAUGGACAGCACAUGAUACUAUCCAGGGAGGCUUCUUGGGCAAAACCACACUACGAAUUCAACUUCACUCGCAUGAAAUUCAGGGGAAAUGGUGCACUUAGCAACAUCAGUGACCUUCCUUUUCUUACAGAAAACUCGGCCUUUCAAAAAAUGGCACUUCAAACUAAACAGGAUGGGAAAAAGGACAUGAGCCAUUCAACUCCUGUGGAUUUAAAGAUACCACAAGUUCGAGGCAUGGACCUUUCGUGGGAGUCCCGUUCUGGUGACCAGUAUAGCUAUAGCUCUUUGGUGAUGGGUUCACAAACGGAGAGCGCGCUAAGUAAAAAGUUAAGGGCUAUCCUUCCGAAACAAAAUAGGAGGAGCUUGCUGGAUCCCGGACCAGAUUCCUGGGGCUCAGAUGCUGAGCAAUCUACCUCUGGACAGCCAUAUCCCACCUCUGAUCAGGAGGGAGAUCCAGGCUCUAAGCAACCUCGGAAGAAAAGAGGCAGAUACAGACAGUACAACAGUGAGAUAUUGGAGGAAGCAAUCUCUGUGGUGAUGAAUGGGAAAAUGAGCGUCUCCAAAGCUCAGAGUAUUUAUGGGAUCCCCCAUAGCACCCUGGAGUAUAAAGUGAAAGAGAGGCUGGGCACUUUGAAAAACCCUCCAAAGAAAAAAAUGAAAUUAAUGAGGUCGGAGGGGCAAGAUGUCUCUGUAAAGCUUGAGAUAGAUCCCCAGGGAGAGGCAGCACAGAGCACGAAUGAGUCAAAGGAUGAUUAGGGAUGUUGUAGAGUGCCAAUUACUUAACAAACUGGGUGAGCACUAUGGCAUUGUUCAACUCCCACUGCAUGCACCCAACUCCUCUUCAGUCACUGGGUGCAGGACAUGCUCCUUGGCAGCUCAGCAGAGACUUGUGUGGACAUGGGGAAAAGGGUGCUCUGAAUGUUGCAUAUUUGUAAAUUUUCUGGCCCAGUACGGCUUAGAGCCCUUUUUUGUGUUUUGUUUUUGUUUUUGGCCUUUUGCAUGUUUCUCUAAUAUUCUAUAGAGAAUUAAGUUACCUCACUAAGAAUGCAGACAUGGAAGUGGACUGCUUUGCCUCUUGAGCCUGCAUGGACUUUCGGUUCUUUUUAUCGGGUUUGGUUUUUCCAUACUCCCCUCAUUUCCUUGAACUCCAGUACCAGACUUAUAAAACAAAAAUCUGGAUUGUUGCUUUAUAAUUGGAUUUCAUACCUUUUUUUGUUGUUGUUUUCUUCUUGGAUCCAGUUGGCUUGAGAAAAAGUUAAACUUUUAAAAGAAUGGUUGGUCUUUUUAAUUCAGAGAUGGUGGUUACAACCUCAGUUGGCUGGGUUUAAUUGGAGGCGUUUUCUUUUAAAUUCAACUUCUUUACCAUUAGCAAUCUGCUUAGUGCUC
Sphaerodactylus townsendi is the source of this 2106-nucleotide messenger RNA. RefSeq names its product ligand dependent nuclear receptor corepressor (gene LCOR). The transcript has 4 exons. The coding region runs from base 178 to 1476 and encodes 432 amino acids. Lineage: Eukaryota; Metazoa; Chordata; Lepidosauria; Squamata; Sphaerodactylidae. The record is from RefSeq and is a predicted model, not a curated record. Gene Ontology annotation, molecular function: DNA binding. Gene Ontology annotation, cellular component: nucleus. Gene Ontology annotation, biological process: regulation of transcription by RNA polymerase II.